AUGGCUAAUCCGGAAGAGAACUUAUUCGUUGAUACUAAUAAUGGAGAAGAAUCUGGUCAACCACAGAAUAACAAUGCUGCAUAUGAUACUCCGACUAAUUUCAAAGAAUUGUGCGAUCAUGAAAUAAUUUCACCGGAUGAUUCUAUAACGAAUAUCUCCGAGAUAAAUUAUGAAGACCAACUAUGUUUACCAACUACAGUCUCACCUUUGAACUGUCAAGAGAUUCCUCAGCUAUCAGAAUCAUUCAUACAAAAGUUGCUACUGUUCGAUGUUGAAGAGAAACAAGAACCGGUUCAAGUGACUCAAUACAUCUCAAAAAUACCCGAGAAUUCAACAGUAUUCACAUAUGAUCAAACUAUAAUUCCAAUUGAUGUCAGUCAACUUGAUAAAUGUGCAAAAAUCACCCAUGACGGAUACUUUGGCGAAGUUUAUUCAGUCAAUAUCAAAAAUCCAUGUGAAAUUCGUAUAGCAGUUAAACGCAUUCCAUUUCGAACAGAUGAAAACAGUCGUUUGUCGACAUAUGCUGAAUUAUCAACAAUGGAGAUGAUUAGUUCAGGUAAAACGCCAUACAUCAUCGAUUACUACUGCUCAAUGAUUGAUCUUAAUACGCGUGAACUUUGCAUAUGCAUGGAAUUAAUGGACACAUCAGUAAAAAAAUUUUAUCAAGCUAUGCAUCGAUUACCUGAACUUUCACCUGAUAAGAUCGAUCGUUUCGUACAACGUUGUGCAUAUAAUGUUGUAAGGGCACUUUACUAUUUAGAAAGUAAAAGUAUUGUUCAUCGAGAUGUCAAACCGGCAAACAUACUGAUAAACAAGAAUGGUAAAAUUAAACUAUGUGAUUUUGGUAUUUGUGGUAACUUAACUGAUAGACAAUUGGAUUUCGAUGCAGUUGUAGGUACUGCCAUGUAUUUACCACCUGAACCAGAAAAAUGUGCCAUUCAAGGUGAUAUGUGGGCAUUAGGUAUCAGUUUAAUCGAAAUUAUUGCUGGAAAACAUCCAUUUGCUGAUUAUCAAUCUUAUGGAAUAGCUUAUAAAAUUAAAGAAUGGGAGCCUACAGUUCCAACGACAGUUUCUGUCGAAACACAAGCGUUUAUUUUACAACUGUUGAGAAAAGAAGCUGGUGAACGACCUCGAUCUUAUAUGGAUAUUAUGAAUGAUUUAUUUAUUCGUUAUAUGACGGAAAUACCAUCCGAUGAUGAAAUAGAUUUUAUUCAACGUGUUAUCGAAGAAAACUCUUCUUUUUCUUCGAUUUCGGGCGGAUGA
Messenger RNA from Adineta steineri, 1263 nucleotides. The record is from the annotation of a GenBank genome assembly. NCBI's taxonomy places the organism in Eukaryota, Metazoa, Rotifera, Eurotatoria, Adinetida, Adinetidae.